Messenger RNA from Trypanosoma grayi, 483 nucleotides. Its product is annotated as putative zinc-binding protein (Yippee). Gene Ontology annotation, biological process: tRNA splicing, via endonucleolytic cleavage and ligation. The coding region runs from base 1 to 483 and encodes 160 amino acids. The transcript has a single exon. Lineage: Eukaryota; Euglenozoa; Kinetoplastea; Trypanosomatida; Trypanosomatidae. Gene Ontology annotation, molecular function: nucleic acid binding. The record is from RefSeq and is a predicted model, not a curated record.
AUGGGCAGGGCGCAGCGGACCCUGACGGACCGUGAAGCCGGCGACGAAGGCUGCGAGUGCGCAGUGCCAGGGAGGGUGGGGCGCAAGAGGCGACGGUCCCCCGCCACGCACUGCAGCUCGCCGUUGGCGGAAACGACAACAGUGACAACAACAGCGACGGCUGAAGCGAAGAGCAGUAACGAAGCCCGCGGGCUUCUCGGGCUAAGGGUGAUGGACGACAAGGGGGAUACACCCGCGGUGCUGUGCCGCUCCGUUCUGAGCGGCGCAGCUGUGGAGGACACGUACGGAUGCCACUAUCAUGUGUACCCAUCGGAGUCCCCGCGUGAUGCACAUGGAACGGCAUUGUGCUGGUCAUUAAGGCGCUCGUCGCUGAACGUACAUGCAUUGAUGUGCCUGGGGCGCGUGGCGAAUAGCUGCCGCAAGAGUAUGGUGCUUUUUGACGAAAAAGGUGGCAUUUCCCUGUCGUACACGACGACUUUGUGA